This is a messenger RNA of Pseudopodoces humilis (Tibetan ground-tit), 2098 nucleotides long. NCBI's taxonomy places the organism in Eukaryota, Metazoa, Chordata, Aves, Passeriformes, Paridae. The record is from RefSeq and is a predicted model, not a curated record.
UAAGAAGCCUGAAAAAGAUGAAAAAGACUUGGAGAGAAAAGAAAAAUCCAAGAAACUGGAAAAAGAGACUCUGAGGGAGGAAAAAAAUGCGAGUAGUGCAUCUGCCAAACGAUCUGAUGGGGAGACAAAAGAAGAGAAGGCAAAAAAAUCAGAAGAUGAGUGUGUAAAGGACUACAGGGACCGAGAUAGAGAUUUUGACAGAGACAGAGAAUAUGAGAGAGCACAGAGAGAAAAACUGAGACGCCAAGAAGAGGAGCGUCGGAGGCAGAAAGAGCGCUAUGAGAAAGAGAAGGUUUUUAGAAGAAAAGAGGAAGAGGUGAAAAAGGAGAGAGACUUACUCAGAGAAAAGGGAAAGAAAAGUGAUCUUACAGACUUUACCAGCAGCAUGGACAAAUCUGAGAAAGUAACCAAAGACGAUAAAAAAGAGGAUACAAUUAAGAGGGAUCGUAUCAGAAACAAGGAUCGCCCAGCAAUGCAGCUGUACCAGCCUGGAGCCCGAAGCCGGAGCAGAUUGUGUCAGUAUGAAGACAGUGCUGCAAAGCCCCCAGAUCAGGGAGUGGAUAAGAAACAAGAGGGUGAGACCAGUCACACGAAGGAAGAGGAGUGACUGAUGUGCCAGCCUUAUGUGUUCUGACUGUGCAGCCAAAGAGCAUGUGCUACACAAUCCAGAAGUGCCUUCGGAGCGAAAAAGGAACAAAGGAAGAAAGGGGGGCAUUGUGCUGUUGGAUGUUUCUGGUUAAAGAACCUCAGUUGUAGAUUUGGAAUUUGAAAUGUGUUCUCAUUUGUAAUAUUUUGAGUUAUUUGAACUUAUUUUCCCAGCAUCUAACUAUAACAGAGAAGAGAAUCUUUGCAAAAUAGAAAGACUUUAUGGCCUUAAGUUUGAUAAUAAAUGAGUUGUAGUCAGGAGGGAAUGAGACCUGGAUCAAAAGCCAGAGCUCUACUCUAAGGCAGUAAGAGCCAGUGUUGGAUGCACUUAAGCAGAGCAAGCUUGGAGUUGCCUGGACUUAACACACAGGUGUUGCUGUGUUGUGUGGUGCUCCUGCGUGAGGCAGUGAAAGCUAAAGUGUGUCAGUCUAGCACUGAGACACAUACAUAGGCUGGGGUUGUUGAGGUACCAGUGGAUAGAAGCCUUUUGGCACAUAAGGAGCAGAACAUCUGGGAGUGCAGUAACCAUGUUAGGGAGGGGGAGACCAUCCUCUUCAGUGGUUCUCUGGAUAAAGUAACUGAAGUUGGAGUGUAUGAAUAAGCUGGCUUAAUAGUUGAAUAUGUCUUGAUAAAUUCUCAUGUAAAGUCUCCCUACAUUGAAAUGCUUAUUUUUAACCAAAUGUAGCUGGUUUGGGCAUCCUGUUUUCCAGCAUCUUCCUUUCUCUCAAGUCUGAAAUGCUUCUGAGCUCCUGCCCUCUUGGAACUGCUUCCUCUUCCCUUAUAACCUGAAGUAUUGUUUUACAGCCCAGAACGAGACUUCGCCAGUAGCAGCUCCUCCUAAGCUAGCGAAUUUUAGCCAUAACUGUUUUUUGUACUAAACCAAAAUAAACUCGCACAAACUCGCUCGGCCGCCGCCGCCCCUCACUGCGUGCGGGACCGCCGGGCCGGCAGGGGGCGCUGUGCCCGCUCCGCAGUCGCCGCCGCCCCUCCCUUUCCGCCUCCUCGGACGCCGCCAUCGCCGGGACGCUGCGCAGCUCCGCGCCAUGUCGUCGCACAAGACGUUCAAGAUCAAACGCUUCCUCGCCAAGAAGCAGAAGCAGAACCGGCCCAUCCCGCAGUGGAUUCGUAUGAAAACCGGCAAUAAGAUCAGGUACAACUCCAAAAGGAGACACUGGAGGAGGACCAAACUGGGCUUGUAAGAGAGACUGUCCCGGGAGCUCUAAUGAACACUGGUCUUUGUGUGUCAGAUCGAUAACACCCUCAAGUCAUUCCUUCUCUUGUGCUGGACUGCAGUCCCCAGUGUGGGGUUUUAUAAGCUGAUCUGGGAUGUUGAUGUUAACUGGGAAAAACUUGUAUCUGAAACAUGGAGACUGUGUUCUAUUUGUGUUCUUUCAGGCAUCACCAUGAGCAUUGACAGUGCACAGGUUUACUAAUAAAUAUGGACCUGAAUGAC